UCUCUCCAAGUUUCAUAGGCCAACUUAGAUCGAGAUAGAGUUGAAGUUUCGCCGAACACUGUAAUUAGAAAGAUGAAGGCUUGCAGUUUUGUCAGCCAUCCUUCCUUGCUUAUAAUCUUGAUAGUUUCAUGUCUUGGUGUAGAGGUAAGAGCACAAUUGACCACUGAUUUCUAUGCAACUAGCUGCCCUACUGUGUUCACCGUCGUCCGCCGUGAGGUUAUAAAAGCUCUUAUGAAUGAGAUGAGGAUGGGGGCAUCUUUGCUCCGACUCCACUUCCAUGAUUGCUUCGUAAAUGGGUGUGAUGGUUCAGUUCUACUAGAUGGAAGCAAUAGCGAGAAGCUUGCUUUUCCCAACCGUAACUCUGCGAGAGGAUUUGAUGUUGUGGACGCCAUCAAAACUGCAGUGGAGAAUGCAUGCAGCGGCACUGUAUCAUGCGCCGAUAUACUCGCAAUUGCAGCAAGAGACUCAGUUGUCUUGAGUGGGGGGCCUGCAUGGCAAGUUCUUGUGGGAAGAAGAGAUGGAUUAGUAGCCAACCAGUCAGGAGCCAACAGUGGCCUCCCUGCUCCCACCGAUCCCAUCAAUACAAUCAUAGCUAAAUUUAAUGCUGUUGGUCUUGACACCACCGACGUAGUCUCCUUAUCAGGUGGCCACACAAUCGGUCGAGCCCGCUGCGCGACAUUUACCAAUCGUCUAUUUAACUUUUCUGGUACCGGUGCGGCGGACCCAACAAUGGACUCAACCAUGGCAUCAGAGCUACAGACCUUGUGCCGGGGCGGCGAUGGCAAUGCAACCACUGUGCUUGACCACAACUCCGCCGAUGUUUUCGACAACCACUACUUCAUCAAUUUGCUGAACCAAAAGGGCGUCCUGUCAUCGGACCAGGGUCUCUUCUCGAGCGAUGAAGGGGUGGCAGCGACCAAGGCUUUGGUACAGACCUACAGCAGCAAUGGGAACCAGUUCUUGAAGGAUUUUGUGACUUCCAUCAUCAAGAUGGGAAAUAUAAGGCCCCUCACAGGUUCUUCUGGAGAGAUACGUAAGAAUUGCAGGGUGGUUAACUGAACUCAGCAGGGUUCCAAGCCUAGAAUGUUUUCAGCUGUGGUUUUUGGGUUUGUUUAUCAAAAUAUCUGUAUUAGAGUUUAUGGAAACUGUAGCUAAGAAAGACAGUGUAAAUUAUGCAUGAUUGAAUAAAAAAAAAUCCCACUCUAUGCUGAUUUAA
Messenger RNA from Phoenix dactylifera (date palm), 1216 nucleotides. Its product is annotated as peroxidase N. NCBI's taxonomy places the organism in Eukaryota, Viridiplantae, Streptophyta, Magnoliopsida, Arecales, Arecaceae. The record is from RefSeq and is a predicted model, not a curated record. Gene Ontology annotation, molecular function: peroxidase activity; heme binding. Gene Ontology annotation, biological process: hydrogen peroxide catabolic process; response to oxidative stress.